AACGGGGGGCGGAACCUUGUCGCGGAGGCGGCGGGCGGCGCCCGGAACCUUGGUGGCAGGCGCGCGGCCGGCCGGGCCCGUUUGUGCGGCGGACCGCCGUGCCACGUCCCAGGGAGCGGGCGGCGGUUGCGAGGGAGCCGCGCCGCGUCUCGACUCGUCUCGCUACGCCGCCGUCAUGGUUUCGGUAAUUAACACCGUGGACACCUCUCAUGAGGACAUGAUACACGAUGCUCAGAUGGAUUAUUAUGGCACUCGGUUAGCAACCUGUUCUUCAGACAGAUCUGUGAAAAUCUUUGAUGUUCGGAAUGGAGGGCAAAUCCUCAUAGCAGACCUAAGAGGGCAUGAAGGUCCGGUGUGGCAAGUUGCCUGGGCUCAUCCUAUGUAUGGAAAUAUCCUAGCUUCCUGUUCCUAUGACAGGAAGGUUAUUAUUUGGAAAGAAGAAAAUGGCACUUGGGAAAAGACAUAUGAGUACACAGGGCAUGAUUCCUCAGUGAAUUCUGUCUGCUGGGCACCACAUGACUACGGAUUGAUACUGGCCUGCGGGAGCUCUGAUGGGGCCAUUUCGUUAUUGAGCUACACGGGUGAUGGGCAGUGGGAAGUCAAAAAGAUCAGCAAUGCACAUACUAUUGGAUGUAAUGCUGUUAGCUGGGCUCCUGCUGUUGUACCAGGAAGCCUUAUAGAACAGCCAUCUGGUCAAAAACCAAACUACAUCAAAAGAUUUGCAUCUGGUGGCUGUGACAACCUUGUCAAGAUCUGGAAAGAAGAAGAUGGCCAGUGGAAAGAAGAGCAGAAGCUGGAGGCUCAUAGUGACUGGGUUCGAGAUGUAGCCUGGGCUCCAUCCAUAGGUUUGCCAACAAGUACCAUUGCUAGCUGCUCACAGGAUGGCAGAGUGUUUAUCUGGACGUGUGAUGAUGCCUCUGGAAAUUCAUGGUCACCAAAACUGCUGCACAAGUUCACUGAUGUUGUCUGGCACGUGAGCUGGUCCAUCACUGCAAAUAUUCUUGCAGUGUCUGGAGGAGACAAUAAAGUCACGCUAUGGAAGGAAUCAGUAGAUGGACUGUGGGCAUGCAUCAGCGAUGUCAACAAGGGCCAAGGAGGAGUGUCUGCCGUUACAGAGGGGCAGCAGAAUGAGCAGUGAUGUGUGGUUGAACAGUCCAGCUGCAUCAAGUGAUCAUUAUCCCUGAUUUGUAAUGUCUUGAACCAGACGAGAACUGCUUUUAUCUAAACUGGACAUGAAUAUUUGGAAAUAAAUAUUCAAUUUUAUGAUCACUCUAUAACCAUUAAUGGGAAGCUACAAUGUGUUGAUGAUAGCCUUAAUUGACAUUCCCUUAAAUUAAAGGUCAAGAGCAUAGCAAAGCACUGUGUCUUAUACUACUCCUUGAUGCUGUAAAAACUGCAGCCUGCCUUCUGGUUUAGAAAUCAGAUUCAAUUAGAUAUGCUUCAGUCAGACUUCAAGCACUUGAGUAGGAACAGGAAGAAGCCAAAGUGCUGAUGUGUGAACACUUUUUCCAAGGGGACAAAAACCUAGCUCUUUUAAAGGCUGAAGUUUCCUUUCCACUGAGAGGGAGGGCUGUGGGAGUUUUCAGCAUUAAGAUGAAAAGAAUUGCUAUUGUCCACUCAUCCAAGUGGAUGGCCUCUGUGCUUUCCUUAAUUUGAAAAGGAGUAGUGGAAUACAUGUCUUUUGCUUUACAAUUAUCUCAAACUUGGUUAUUUAAACAACAAAUCAUCAAAACUUAAUUUGAAAGUUUUUUAGCCACUCUUCUGUACUGUACCUCAGGUUGUUUUUUUUUUUUUUUUUUAAGAUACCAACAGAAUAAAGUCUUAUUGGUUAAA
This is a messenger RNA of Dromaius novaehollandiae (emu), 1833 nucleotides long. RefSeq names its product SEC13 homolog, nuclear pore and COPII coat complex component (gene SEC13). Gene Ontology annotation, molecular function: structural molecule activity; protein binding. Lineage: Eukaryota; Metazoa; Chordata; Aves; Casuariiformes; Dromaiidae. The transcript has 9 exons. The record is from RefSeq and is a predicted model, not a curated record. Gene Ontology annotation, cellular component: COPII vesicle coat; nuclear pore outer ring. Gene Ontology annotation, biological process: protein import into nucleus; positive regulation of TOR signaling; COPII-coated vesicle budding. Bases 176 to 1138 code for a protein of 320 amino acids.